Molecule: messenger RNA, 210 nt
Organism: Glarea lozoyensis ATCC 20868
Lineage: Eukaryota; Fungi; Ascomycota; Leotiomycetes; Helotiales; Helotiaceae
Exons: 1
Coding region: 1-210 (69 amino acids)
Source: RefSeq, a predicted model, not a curated record
AUGGGCGGUGAAGGCUCGGCUGCUAGACGGCCAACCCGACCCGCUAAGUGCCGCCCGCAUACAAGUACUGCCCAGGUGCUGCCGGCUGCACGACCCGCUCGCUUACCGUACGCCCCAUCUCAUGAAGAGAACUUCAUGGAGAGGGAUUCUCAGGGAGAGGACGACAAAUUCCAACUUUCUCAUGCAGCUCGUCUGGCUGAGAAUACGUGA